Messenger RNA from Nyctereutes procyonoides (raccoon dog), 1284 nucleotides. RefSeq names its product Rab interacting lysosomal protein like 2 (gene RILPL2). Gene Ontology annotation, molecular function: protein dimerization activity. Gene Ontology annotation, biological process: cilium assembly. The transcript is spliced from 4 exons. Bases 131 to 751 code for a protein of 206 amino acids. Lineage: Eukaryota; Metazoa; Chordata; Mammalia; Carnivora; Canidae. Gene Ontology annotation, cellular component: cytoplasm; ciliary basal body. The record is from RefSeq and is a predicted model, not a curated record.
CCGCUCCCGGCCAUCCCCCGCCCCGAGCAGGCAGGGUCUCAACCCUGCGGAAAGUUUUCUGCGCCGGGAGGAAGUUGUAAGUUUGGAGAUUCUGAGAAAGCGGCUCCUGUGGUGAGUGGUCUGGGUGGCCAUGGAGGAGCCCCCUUUGCGAGAGGAGGAGGAGGAAGAGGAGGAGGAAGGGGACGAAUGUGGGCCCGAGGGGGCUUUGGGCAAGAGCCCCUUCCAGCUGACCGCCGAGGACGUGUAUGACAUCUCCUACGUGAUCGGCCGCGAGCUGAUGGCCCUGGGCAGCGACCCUCGGGUGACACAGCUGCAGUUCAAGAUCGUCCGCGUCCUGGAGAUGCUGGAGACGCUGGUGAAUGAGGGCAACCUGAUGGUGGAGGAGCUGAGAAUGGAGAGGGACAGCCUCCGGAAGGAGGUGGAGGGGCUGCGGACCGAGGGCUCUGCGGCCGUCCAGGAGGUAAACCUGGGACCAGACAAAAUGGUGGUCGACCUGACAGAUCCCAACCGACCACGCUUCACUCUACAGGAGCUGAGGGACGUGCUCCAGGAGCGCAACAAACUCAAGUCCCAGCUAAUGGUGGUGCAGGAAGAGCUGCAGUGCUAUAAGAGUGGUCUGAUUCCUCCAAGAGAAGGCCUGGGAGGAAGAAGACAAAACGACACCCUUGUCUCCAGGACCAGCAAUGCCAGCAGUAACAAGGAGGAGAAGACAAUCAUAAGGAAGCUGUUCUCUUUCCGAUCAGGGAAGUAGACAUAGAUCUCAAGCCAUGGUUCACACAGAGGUUCUCAGACUCAAGAAGUCAAUGCAGCAAGACUUCCAAACUCAUCUCGGUGCCACACAUACUCACUGGAUUUACUCACUUGUUUCCCCUGAAAGCACCAAGGAGAAAGGAGGUGAGGCUCUCUCAUGGACAUUUCUCCCCUGGCUGCAGAACUGGACACCCCGGAAGGCUUGGCCAGGGCAAGGGAAGCAGCAGAGAGAAAUCAAGAAAUUAGAAGGAAAGUGAAACGAGGCCCACUUCCUGCUCCACGUCAGCCACCCCGGAGGGGUCUCCAGUGUGCACAUGUGUGUUCUGCUUGUCUGGUCUCACAGGUGACCUGGACCUUUACCAUGUAGUCACAGCAAAAUUCAUGAGCCCAAACAGAGAGGGGAGGGAGAGAAUGCAGGAAAGGAUGGCAUUGACACUCCAGUGGUGAUUUCACAGAUAUUUAGGGAACAUAUGAUUUUGCUAACAUGAUUUUCUUUACAUGACUUUGUAUUAAAGUGAAAUGACUUUUAUGCUU